AUGAGUUCUGAAAGCGGAGUGGAUGUAGCAGCGGUUCAGGAGUAUCAUGACGGUGAUCUUGAGAAAGCUCUGGAGGAGUCCGAAGUGGUGGACGGAGUCCAGACUGCUGAGGAUGGCAACGCCGUCGAAGAGCUCUUGCUGGCAGAAGCCGCCCUAGCAGAGGACCCCGAGCUUGCUGAAGCUUUGGUUGAGGCCGCUGAGGCCGACGGUGAGCUCCAGGCGGAGCUCCAGGAGCUCCCAGAGGAGCAGCUGGAGCUCGAGGAGGAGGUCCUCGCCGAGCUCGGUGUGGAGGAAGUCCAAGAGGCCGUAGUCGUGGAUGACGACGAAGACGAGGACAACGAAGGAGUUCAAGAUCACCUCAUGGAUGCAGUCGAAGGCACCUUGCGACUCAAGCGAUUGCUGUCUCAAGACGACGAGGCGCCAGAAGAGGCUCUGAACGGCAAGAAGCGGCGUACCAAAAAGGACUCCGCAACUCCCGCGGCUGAUGAGGCCAGAAUCCAGCAGCUGCUGACCCGCUGGGGGCUGCUACAGGACAAAGUGACCAGGCACGUUCUGGAGACCCUGACGCCGGACGAGCUUAAGUUGUUGGACGACUCCUACAUCCCCGAUAAGUUCAAUCAGAUGCGAGGCCCUGGAGAGCUGAUCAUCUGCCAGAUUGCCGCACUCAAAGAGCGAGUGGGCCCGGGUGGUGGAUCUGCCGAUGCUGUUCUGUCAUUCAGACACAAAUGGAAAAUGAACGUGGAUGAAGAGGCAAUGCUACGAAGAAUGACUCACAAAGAGCUGCGGUACGUCAUGCAGGAGUUCAACGGCGAUACAUCGCUUGAGGACUUCCUCCCACAGGCCAGUGCCUCUGUGGCUGACGAAUCCAUCACAGAAGGCACUCUGCCAGAUGAGCCAGGAGUGCACGUGAUCUCGCGGUUCAACCGGCUUGAGCUCAUUGAUCCCUUAGCAGAUGCUGCGGUGUUUGGGGAUGCUAACCUUAGCUUCGCACUGAAGUUGGCAAAGCACAGAGAGGCACUGGGCCAUGUGGGAAGAGUCAUUGCAACUACCUUUGAGACCCUCGAAUGCCUUCGAGAACGCUACCAGGAAAUCGAUUCUACAAUCAAGACGCUGGAGGACCUCUGUUCCGAGGUCUACCAUGGUGUGGACUGCACUCGGAUUGCAGUUGACAGCCGGUUCCAUGACAUGGAGGGCAGCCUGGGUGCAGUGUACUAUAACUUUCCUCACGCGGGUGCCGUCAGUGGCUUCUUCGACGGUCAUCCAUGCGUCAACUGGCGCCAUGAGAACCUCAUGAGACUUUUCUUCAGAGCUCUGCGCUCCUUCAUGAAGCCCGGAGGUCUGGUCAAGGUCGCCUCAAGCAAGGGCGCUGUUGGAGUGAGAUGGUUCUACAUCACGGAGUCAGCCCAGGAGAACGAGUUCAUUCACAUUGAGACGAUGCCCUUCAGGGAAUGGCACCUGCAUCGCUACGGUCGCUCCUACGGGGACAAGCGCGAUGUGCACCGACGGCCUGGACAAGGCGAGGGCUACAACGUGCAGCGGGCAGAGGCAGACAUGGUCUAUACCUUCAAGUAUGCGCCUUCGGGUGAAUCGCUUCCGCCACAGAGCAUCCGCAUGCCGCCGAAGUUCGGGGUCCUGAAGAGCUGCCCCGAUGGCCCCUUCAGGAGCCUCCUGGGAGAGGCGCGCGAGCGGCACGCCACCGCGCUUUACAAGCGCUUUGUGACGGAGUGCUCGGGCACCCAUGUCGGCUAA
Symbiodinium sp. CCMP2456 is the source of this 1749-nucleotide messenger RNA. The record is from the annotation of a GenBank genome assembly. Lineage: Eukaryota; Dinophyceae; Suessiales; Symbiodiniaceae.